Messenger RNA from Athalia rosae (coleseed sawfly), 1215 nucleotides. Its product is annotated as carbonyl reductase [NADPH] 3-like. Gene Ontology annotation, molecular function: carbonyl reductase (NADPH) activity. The record is from RefSeq and is a predicted model, not a curated record. The transcript has 4 exons. NCBI's taxonomy places the organism in Eukaryota, Metazoa, Arthropoda, Insecta, Hymenoptera, Athaliidae. Bases 155 to 1114 code for a protein of 319 amino acids.
UUCCAGAUUCAUUUAACGAGUAUCUAACAAAUGCGAAGGGUCUUAUCAUACGUAUAACUUCAUACGCCGGUUUCCGAUCCCCAGAUCGGUAGAAGAAGUCAUAAGGUUCUAACAAAUCACCCGUAGAAUCAUUUCGAUAUAUCCGGACAACGCGAUGAAGAAUAUUCUGAGCUUUUCACUGCUGAUUCUCGUCGGGAUUUUGGCUCCCGGUUCUCACGCGAAUUGUCAUUCUGCUGCAGGAAUUACAAGAUCGAACGCACAGACCCCGGACAAUCAGCGAGUCGCUGCGGUCACCGGAGCAAAUAAGGGAAUCGGCUUCGCGAUCGUCAAAGGAUUGCUCCAGAAUUUCGAUGGAAUAGUUUACCUGACCGCGAGAGACGAAGCCAAAGGAUUGGCAGCGGUUGAAGAGCUCAAGAAGGCCGGUUUUAAUCCAAGAUUUCAUCAACUCGACGUAUCGGACGAUGCGAGCGUUGAAAGGUUCAGAGAUUACCUCCGAGAUACGCACGGAGGAUUGGAUGUCCUCGUUAACAACGCCGGGAUUGGUUUCAAGGACGACGCGCCGGAACCGCUGUCGGAACAAGCUGAGAAAACGAUCGCAUUGAAUUACUUCGGUGUCCUGAGAGUUUCCAAUGCUCUGUUCCCGCUGCUGAGGCCUCACGCUAGAGUAGUUCAAAUUUCAAGUAAUUUCGGACGUUUAGCUUGGAUUCCCGACGAAAAAUUGAAGGCCCAAUUAUCGCGACCCGAUUUAACCGAAGCAGAGCUGACCCAUCUGAUGAGAGAAUUCGUCGAAGCGACGAAGACGAAUACUCACCAGUCUCUCGGGUGGCCGGCGGAACCUUACACAGUUAGCAAAGUCGGGGUAGCCGCUUUGGCAAGAAUUCAACAAAGAGCAUUCGAUUCCGACGUUAGAGAGGAUAUUGCGGUGAACGCCGCUCAUCCAGGAUACGUUGACACAGACUUGACAUCCCAUCUCGGAGUAUUCACCCCCGAAAGAGGAGCGCAAUCUGCAAUUUGGCUAGCUACGUUACCGAUCAACACCGACAUCAAGGGAAAAUUCGCCUGGCACAACAGCACUAUCGUUGACUGGGUCAACAGUCCCGUAGAUCUCGAAUAAGAGGUCAUUUUUUUUUUUUUUUUUUUUGUUAUAUUUUUUAUGUACAGGGUUUUUUCAUACAUCCACGAUUCAAUAAAUUCUACCGAGUGAUUAAAUUAAAA